GGCCCCUGUGGCACGCAGGCUGUUUCUCUGAGGGCAUUGGAAACGCGGCGCGAUGAGGAGCCGGAGUAACUCUGGAGUCCGACUGGAUGGCUACGCUCGCCUGGUGCAUCAGACCAUCCUGUGCCAUCAGAAUCCAGUGACUGGCUUGCUUCCAGCCAGCUAUGAUCAGAAAGAUGCCUGGGUCCGAGAUAAUGUGUACAGUAUCUUGGCUGUGUGGGGUUUGGGCCUGGCCUAUCGGAAGAAUGCAGACCGGGACGAGGAUAAGGCAAAGGCCUAUGAACUGGAGCAGAGCGUAGUGAAGCUGAUGAGGGGCCUGCUGCACUGCAUGAUCAGACAGGUGGAUAAAGUCGAAUCCUUCAAGUAUAGUCAGAGUACCAAGGAUAGCCUCCAUGCCAAGUACAAUACUAAAACCUGUGCCACUGUAGUGGGUGAUGACCAGUGGGGACACCUGCAGUUGGACGCUACCUCCGUGUACCUGCUCUUCUUAGCACAAAUGACUGCCUCAGGACUUCAUAUCGUCCACAGCCUAGAUGAAGUCAAUUUCAUACAAAACCUUGUGUUUUACAUUGAAGCUGCAUAUAAAACUGCUGAUUUUGGGAUAUGGGAACGUGGAGACAAAACCAACCAAGGGAUCUCAGAAUUGAAUGCCAGUUCAGUUGGCAUGGCAAAGGCAGCCCUGGAAGCCCUGGAUGAACUGGACCUGUUUGGUGUGAAAGGUGGGCCCCAAUCAGUUAUCCAUGUCCUGGCUGAUGAAGUGCAGCACUGCCAGUCUAUCCUUAAUUCAAUACUCCCCCGUGCUUCAACAUCCAAAGAGGUAGAUGCUAGUCUGCUUUCAGUUAUUUCCUUCCCAGCCUUUGCAGUAGAGGAUAGCCAGUUGGUAGAGCUCACAAAGCAAGAAAUCAUCACCAAGCUUCAGGGCCGUUAUGGUUGCUGUCGCUUUCUACGAGAUGGAUAUAAAACUCCUAAAGAGGAUCCCAGUCGCCUAUACUAUGAACCAUCUGAGCUGAAGUUAUUUGAAAACAUUGAGUGUGAAUGGCCACUGUUCUGGACGUACUUUAUCCUCGAUGGGGUCUUCAGUGGCAAUGCAGCACAGGUUCAAGAAUACAGAGAGGCUCUUGAAGCAGUCCUCAUCAAGGGCAAAAAUGGAGUCCCACUUCUGCCAGAGCUGUACAGUGUUCCUCCAGACAGGGUUGAUGAGGAAUAUCAAAAUCCUCACACUGUGGACCGGGUCCCCAAGGGCAAGUUGCCACAUAUGUGGGGUCAGUCUCUGUACAUCUUAGGAAGCUUGAUGGCAGAGGGAUUUUUAGCUCCUGGAGAAAUUGAUCCCCUAAAUCGAAGGUUUUCUACGGUACCAAAGCCAGAUGUUGUAGUUCAAGUUUCCAUUCUAGCCGAGACAGAAGAAAUCAAGGCCAUUUUGAAGGACAAGGGGAUUGAUGUGGAGACCAUUGCUGAGGUAUACCCUAUCAGAGUACAACCAGCCCGUAUUCUCAGCCACAUUUAUUCCAGCCUAGGAUGCAACAGUAGAAUGAAACUCAGUGGACGACCAUACAGGCAUAUGGGAGUCCUUGGAACUUCAAAACUCUAUGACAUUCGGAAAACUAUCUUCACCUUUACUCCACAGUUUAUAGACCAGCAACAGUUCUACCUGGCUCUGGACAACAAGAUGAUAGUAGAAAUGCUUAGAACAGAUCUCUCCUACCUCUGUAGCCGCUGGAGGAUGACAGGCCAACCCACCAUCACCUUCCCCGUCUCACAUACCAUGCUUGAUGAAGAUGGAACCAGCUUGAAUUCAAGUAUCCUAGCGGCACUCCGAAAAAUGCAAGAUGGCUACUUUGGUGGAGCAAGAAUUCAAACAGGUAAAUUGUCAGAGUUUUUAACAACAUCUUGCUGCACACAUUUGAGCUUCAUGGAUCCUGGACCCGAGGGUAAGCUGUACAGUGAAGAUUAUGAUGAUAACUACAAUGAGCUGGACUCUGGCGACUGGAUGAAUGACUAUGAUUCACCCCAUAAUGCUCGCUGUGGUGAUGAAGUUGCUCGUUAUUUAGAUCACCUUUUGGCGCACACUGCUCCCCAUGCUAAAGUAGCCCCUACCUCACAGAAGGGAGGGCUAGAUCUGUUCCGAGCUGCUGUGCAAACAACCUGCGAUUUAAUGUCCUUGGUGACCAAGGCCAAGGAGCUGCAUGUACAGAAUGUUCACAUGUAUCUUCCUACAAAGAUAUUUCAGGCCUCCCGUCCUUCAUUCAACUUACUUGACUUGCCUCAUUGCCCACGAGAGGACCAGGUUCCCUCUGUUCGUGUAGAAAUGCAUCUUCCCAGAGACCAGUCCGGGGAGGUGGACUUCAAGGCACUGGUUUUACAGUUGAAGGAGACCUCCAGCUUACAGGAACAAGCUGAUAUCCUUUACAUGUUGUAUACUCUGAAAGGACCUGACUGGGACCCUGAAUUAUAUGAUGAAGGGGCUACGACAGUCCGAGAGCUGCUUACUGAGCUCUAUGUCAGAGUUGGAGAAAUCCGUCACUGGGGCCUGACCCGACACAUCUCUGGAAUCUUAAGGAAAAAGGUGGAAGCACUUGAUGAGGCCUGCACAGCCCUUCUCUCCCACCAGAAGCAUUUGACAGUAGGACUCCCUCCAGAACCUCGAGAGAAGACCAUCUCUGCACCUCUGCCCUAUGAAGUGCUCACUCAGCUGAUAGAUGAAGCCAGUGAAGGGGACAUGAGCAUCUCGAUCCUUACACAGGAAAUAAUGGUAUAUCUAGCCAUGUAUAUGAGAACUCAGCCUAGCCUCUUUGCCGAAAUGUUUCGACUUCGAAUUGGUCUAAUCAUACAAGUUAUGGCUACAGAACUGGCCCACUCCCUCCGAUGCUCAGCUGAAGAAGCCACAGACAGCCUCAUGAAUCUCAGUCCUUCGGCCAUGAAGAACCUCCUGCAUCACAUUCUCAGUGGCAAGGAGUUUGGAGUGGAACGAAGUGUUCGUCCCACUGAUUCAAAUGUUAGCCCUGCUAUCUCUAUCCACGAGAUUGGUGCUGUUGGGGCAACCAAAACAGAACGAACUGGGAUAAUGCAGUUAAAAAGUGAGAUAAAGCAGGUGGAAUUUCGUAGACUAUCUGUCUCAACUGAGAGUCAGUCCAAUGGUGGUCAUCCCUUGGGUAUAGAUUUGAUGUCAUCGUCUUUUCUGUCACCUGGAACACCUGUGGCUUCAAGUAGUGGGUCUUUUCCUAGUGCAUUUGGUCAACAGACAUCUAAAGAUAGUCGUCAAGGUCAGUGGCAACGUCGAAGAAGGCUAGAUGGAGCACUGAACAGAGUGCCAGUUGGAUUUUAUCAAAAAGUAUGGAAAGUUUUACAGAAGUGUCACGGACUCUCUGUGGAAGGUUUUGUGCUUCCUUCUUCAACCACUAGAGAGAUGACUCCAGGCGAGAUUAAAUUCUCUGUUCAUGUGGAGUCGGUUUUGAAUCGUGUACCUCAGCCCGAGUACCGCCAGCUUCUGGUUGAAGCUAUCCUUGUCCUCACCAUGAUGGCAGAUAUUGAAAUUCAUAGCAUAGGAAGCAUCAUUGCCGUGGAAAAAAUAGUACAUAUUGCUAAUGACUUGUUCCUUCAAGAACAGAAGACCCUCGGUGCAGAUGACACCAUGUUGGCCAAGGAUCCUGCGUCUGGCAUCUGUACUCUUCUGUAUGACAGUGCACCCAGUGGCAGGUUUGGCACCAUGACCUACCUCUCCAAGGCAGCUGCCACCUACGUGCAGGAGUUCCUGCCCCACAGCAUCUGCGCCAUGCAGUGAGGCCUUUGGGCCCUUGCUGCUGGGAGCCUUUUGACAGCUGGUUCCUGCCUCCAUUGAUCGUGCAUGAGACUGAAGCAUGUUGGCCUGAUCACUCCUCCCCUGCCCUUUUCCAUUCCAUCCCACCCAAGAAGAGCAGAAAGUUCCGAUAAACUAAUUGCUUUAGAAGUGAACCAUAGCCUGAGGGAAUACGCUGC
Messenger RNA from Lontra canadensis (Northern American river otter), 3969 nucleotides. It is a transcript of the gene PHKA1, whose product is annotated as phosphorylase kinase regulatory subunit alpha 1. NCBI's taxonomy places the organism in Eukaryota, Metazoa, Chordata, Mammalia, Carnivora, Mustelidae. Bases 53 to 3775 code for a protein of 1240 amino acids. Gene Ontology annotation, biological process: glycogen metabolic process. Gene Ontology annotation, cellular component: phosphorylase kinase complex. The record is from RefSeq and is a predicted model, not a curated record. The transcript has 33 exons. Gene Ontology annotation, molecular function: calmodulin binding.